AUGUCUGACUGUGUGCCCAGUGAAGAAGCUGCUGCAGGGCCUCUGCUGCCACGCGGGCAGAGCAGGCAGCGGUGGACGAAACCCUUCACCAUCAAUGACUUUGAAAUUGGGCGUCCUUUGGGCAAGGGGAAAUUUGGAAGUGUGUACCUGGCUCGGCUCAAGGAGAACCACUUCAUUGUGGCCCUCAAAGUGCUUUUUAAGUCCCAGAUUGAGAAUGCGGGGAUGGAGCACCAGCUGCGCCGGGAGGUUGAGAUCCAGGCGCACCUGCAACAUCCGAAUAUCCUCCGCCUGUACAAUUACUUCCACGACAGACGCCGCAUCUACCUCAUUCUUGAGUAUGCGCCAAAGGGUGAGCUCUACAAGGAGCUGCAGAAGAUUAAGAGGUUCGAUGAGCAGAGCACAGCUACGAUCAUGCAGGAGUUGGCAGAUGCCCUGACAUACUGUCAUGAGAAUAAGGUCAUUCACAGGGAUAUCAAGCCAGAGAACCUGCUUCUGGGUCUCAUGGGAGAGGUGAAGAUCGCAGACUUUGGCUGGUCUGUGCACACCCCUUCUUUGAGGUGGAUAUUCGGUUCCCCCAGUCCAUCCCUGCAGGUGCCAGAGAUCUGAUAACCAGACUGCUCAGACUCCAGCCCUCAGAGCGCCUGCCCCUGUCUGGCAUCCUGGAGCACCCCUGGGUCAAGGCAAACUCUAAGAGGGUGCUGCCUCCAUCCUCACAGCUGACUUCCUGAGCACCAGCAGCAUAAGAGUGCAAGAGCACUGUGCUCUGUGUGUUUGUUUUCAA
This is a messenger RNA of Sorex fumeus (smoky shrew), 781 nucleotides long. Its product is annotated as aurora kinase C-like. Lineage: Eukaryota; Metazoa; Chordata; Mammalia; Eulipotyphla; Soricidae. The record is from RefSeq and is a predicted model, not a curated record. Gene Ontology annotation, molecular function: ATP binding; protein kinase activity. Gene Ontology annotation, biological process: protein phosphorylation; regulation of cytokinesis; mitotic spindle organization. The transcript is spliced from 6 exons. The coding region runs from base 1 to 606 and encodes 201 amino acids. Gene Ontology annotation, cellular component: spindle midzone; chromosome passenger complex; spindle pole centrosome.